AAUAAUGGCUUCCAACACUGAACGCACCUUCAUUGCCGUCAAGCCUGAUGGAGUCCAGCGGGGAUUAGUAGGAGAAAUCAUCAAGCGCUUUGAACAGAAGGGCUUCCGAUUGGUGGCUAUGAAAUUUAUGCAUGCUUCUGAAGACCUUCUCAAACAGCAUUACAUUGACCUGAAAGAUAGGCCAUUCUACCCAGGUUUGGUUAAAUAUAUGAAUUCUGGACCUGUAGUAGCCAUGGUUUGGGAAGGCCUCAAUGUUGUCAAGACUGGCAGAGUAAUGUUGGGGGAAACUAACCCUGCAGAUUCGAAGCCUGGCACUAUCCGUGGUGACUUCUGCAUUCAAGUGGGCAGGAACAUCAUUCAUGGCAGUGACUCUGUGGAGAGUGCUCAGAAAGAGAUUAACCUGUGGUUCAAGCCUGGAGAACUUGUGAGCUUCAAAUCUUGUGCUCAUGACUGGAUUUAUGAAUAAGACUUUCAAUGAAUUGUGCCUUUUUCUAACAAAGCAUCUCAUUCCACUCAAGUAUUUGACCUGGGACAAUUAUCAGUUAU
Molecule: messenger RNA, 546 nt
Organism: Euleptes europaea (tarantolino)
Lineage: Eukaryota; Metazoa; Chordata; Lepidosauria; Squamata; Sphaerodactylidae
Product: nucleoside diphosphate kinase
Exons: 4
Coding region: 5-466 (153 amino acids)
Biological process (GO): GTP biosynthetic process; regulation of apoptotic process; UTP biosynthetic process
Molecular function (GO): nucleoside diphosphate kinase activity
Source: RefSeq, a predicted model, not a curated record